AUAUGCUAGGUAUUCACUAACAUCGAUUUAUUCUUAAGCUUAAUUCUUCACUUUUUUAGAGAGAAAAAAGAAAAAAGAAAAAAGAAAACCUUCCCCGACCUACACCCUUCACACUCCGUUUCCUCCGCCACGGCCAAUGUUAUGAGACUAUGUAAAGCACUGCGGCAGCACGGUGCUAAUGCCAGUGCCAGACCCAGCCAAUUUACAACGACGAUAAUUGCCCCGCGGUUCGGUCGUCGGCACUUCGCUGACGAUCGAGCUCAGCGGCAGCAGCAGCAGCAGCAGCAGCAGUACGGCCGUGGGCGGCAACUUGCAAGCGAUCGCGAGGAUGUCUUCAAAAUCCGUCCCGAGACGAAGACCGUAGAAACGGUCGCCGGAGACCUGCCGCUGUCGCCCGUCAUGGACCCUACCUACUGGGAAGCCGUCAACCGCCACCACGUUCCCAAGGCGAAGCCCGGAAAGCCUCAGAACUCGGUCGAGCGCCAACUCCGGGCCAACCCCUUCGCCAAAGCUCUGGCGUCGAAUCUGCGAUUGUGUUCCAUAACGCGCACGCGCGUGCCCAGGGCUCUUCUCCAAGACUUCACCAUCGUCGCCCACCCCGAAACCGGUGCCCCCUGGUUCAUUCCGCGCAGCCUGAUACCCGACGACGAUCCUGCCGAGGAAGGGGCGGAGGCAGAGGGUAUAGCGGAAUCGAUGGAUGCGGCGGAGCGAGAAGAGGCAAAGCUAGAAGAGGCGGAAAAGGACAGAGAUGUAGAAUCUGCGCCGCCGGAGGGUCCUCAACAACCGGCCCCCGCUACCGCAAACGCUACCGCUACCGCUCCUUCGAUAGACGAAAGUAGAUUACGAGGCCCCGGCAUUUACUGUCUAGCAAGACGGGAACUUAUCGCCGCCCUCGGCACCAAAGGGACAGGUUUCGAGGCAGCCCCGAAGCGCAUGGCGGGGGCCAGCCAGCGGUACAAGUCCGUCGCGGGCCGAGUUGUCUGGCGCAAGGACAUGGACAGCGUCAUCUUGGACAUGAUGCGGGAGAAGAUCGUGGACGACCUCUUGUACCUCUCGAGGCUAUGCGCGAACGAUAAGAGGUACUACAUCGUGAAAUGCUACGGCUGGGACGACGUGCGGUACAAAUACAACGGGGCCAUCCUCUGGUUCGGCGAGCCGCACGAAGACGCCCAGUCGGGUCGGACUCGCCGCGGACCCGGCCCCUUCGCCACGUUCGGCGUCGAGAAGACGGAUAUCCAGGGCACGACGUACGUCACAUCCGUCGCCGUGCACAACAUGCCCAUGCUCCUGGGGUCCGAGCGAGCUGAGCGUCUCAGAGAGGAGGCCCGGGCCCUAAGCGACGGUUCCAUUUUCAUGCUCGCUGGGCGCCGAACAACCGACCUUCAGCUGAAGCUUUGGAAGUUGCAGGGCUACCUAGCCGACUCCGAGAAUCUAUCAUAGGUAUUUAUAGUCUAUCUAGAAACUAUAAUAUAUAAAAGAAGAAAUAGAAAUAAAAUAAUUCAACCUGAAA
Messenger RNA from Daldinia caldariorum, 1510 nucleotides. RefSeq lists its product as uncharacterized. The record is from RefSeq and is a predicted model, not a curated record. The transcript is spliced from 2 exons. The coding region runs from base 142 to 1440 and encodes 432 amino acids. Lineage: Eukaryota; Fungi; Ascomycota; Sordariomycetes; Xylariales; Hypoxylaceae.